UGACUUGCUAUCCGGCUGUUUGUUUAUUUACUUUGUUGACUUGCUUAUGAUGUGAUUGUGUUGAGUUUCCGACUUGCGGCAGCCGCUCAUACAACAGUGGGUAUUUCUUAACGCUCGCUCCCACUGGGCAGUCAGUUGGUGUCGUUGAUGCCGCGUUGAAUCAUACAAUUAUUAAAAUGCUCGGAUGCCAAGUGCCCUCUCACUAGUAAAGAGAAGAUAUCAAAAGGGGAAAACGUCAAAAAAAUUAAAAUAAUAAUAAAAUAAAACUAAAAACGAAACAGUUGAAUGAGAAAUGAAGAAUUUGUCUGCUGCUGCUGUUGUUGGAAGAGAUAGAAGUCAGCCAGCAAUGUGGGCAGUUAUACAGAGACUUGCGCGACGAUAUGACGUGUAUUUUUAAUGUUUGUUGUUGACGACACGUUUUGAAUGUGAUUUCCAACUGAGAUGAAUUGAAUUUAAAAAUUGUUGUUCGUGUGUGUGUUGAAUUUGCACAAUUUGGUUUUAGUUAAGGCCUGUUGAGCGUUUUGAAUUCUGUACGCGAAAACACAAACUUUCCGAAUUGUAGUAGCUGCGAAUUCACGCAAUCAAUUAAAUUUGCAACUCCAAUCUGUCAAACAAAUUUACCCAAUCUUUGUAGUCAAGAACAACUAUUUUGUAUUUAUUUCAUUUAUCAGCGGCAGGAAAGAAUUCCGUGUUAUCGAAAACUGCAAAGUAAACAGCGACGAACUUUAGGAACGUAGGAACGGUGUACAAACGAAAAAUGCAAAAAAUGCUCAAAGCGGCAAAAUAUUAGGUUGAAUUACAGGCAUACUGCAGUAAUAAUUAAACAAAAAAAAUUUACGGUGAACGGAAAACGCAUAACGGACUAAAAAAGUGACAAAACAAAUAUAAAAAUAUAUAGAGUGCAGACAUAUGUAUGUACUUAUGUGCAUAAACACUUAGUGAAUGGUGAGUUUAGCUCCAAAAGUGCAAGAGUGAAUUUUUCUAGAGGCGCUUCUCACCGGUUGAUCUUUCAAUCAGUUUCCGUUGCUGCGCCGCUCAUUCUGCGAAUCGUGGUGAAAGAGAGUGGUCGUAUGUUGUUGCCCAAGGUGUGGAUUCGCCGUGGUUUUUGUCGUUGUGGUGGCACCGUGCCAUUUGUAUUCGUACCUAAUUACAUACACAUAUAUGUACAUAUGUAUGUACAUGAAAGUGGUCGCAAUCUGCGGAGGUUCAAGAUUCGUUGGCUGAUAAUAGAAAAGUUGAAUACUUGUGUUUUUCUUUUGAUUCGAAAUUUUGUUAUUUUAAUUUGUGUUUAUUGUUGUGUAUCGUUUUUCUGAUUUGCAAAUGUAAUACACAAAUCAACAAGUGUAGCUUACUUAUGCCGUUCGUAGCUGUUAAAAAGUGAAAAAUAAAAAGUGAGAAUAAAUACACCACACAUACAUGAAUACAUAAAUACAUAUGCAUAAGCAUAUUAUUUACUCCAUUGUAAUAGCCAAUAGUGAGAAAACAUAAAAAAUUUGUUUUUGGAAUAAACUACGAAAAAAUGCACGUGUUUGGUUCUCCAACAGCCCGCAAAGUUCACAAAUUCCUUUAACGAUCGCUAAGUACUUUAUGGAUAACUGUAGAAACCCACAACGACAAAAACGCAAAGAGAUUUCGUCGCUUAUACAAAUAAACCAAUUGUUGUGAACUGUGUGCAACGAAACGAAAGGUAAAGUAGCAACAAAGUAAUUCUAACAAAUCCAACAACACCAAAACAGCAAAACAAUUGUUGCUUACUACAAAAGUGAAAAGAUAAAAUAUUCGAAAAGCAAAGUCAUUGCAGCAAAUAGCGCGCAACUAAAAUCGCACCAAAACAAGCACGUGCGCUACGACAAUAACAACAAUAUCGCAGAAAAAGAUUCCUCCUCAUAGGUGUCGCGCUGAUCGGCCCCGGCCUAAGGGGCCAUGACGCGUUGGCCCUUUCAUUAUUUAUUAUUGCUCUCGGUGGCAGUAUUCUGUGUACCGGGUGUCAUAGCGUUGCGCGACGAACGCAAUAGGACCAUACUCAAUGUUGGCUAUCUAACAGCCAUUACCGGUGAACUAAUGGACAAGCAGGGUCUGGCCAUUUCAGGUGCACUCACAAUGGCUUUAGAUGAGAUCAACAACGAUACCAACUUGCUGCCAAAUGUUAAAUUGCAGUUGCGCUGGAAUGACACAAAAGGUGACACGGUGACUGCUACCAAAGCCAUAACCGAAAUGAUAUGCGAUGGCAUUGUGACGAUAUUCGGUCCAGAGGGUCAUUGCUAUGUGGAGGCUAUAGUAUCGCAAAGUCGUAACAUUCCAAUGAUAUCAUAUAAAUGUGCUGAAUACAGAGCAUCUGCGAUACCGACAUUUGCACGCACCGAGCCGCCAGAUACGCAGGUGAUUAAGUCGGUGAUUUCGUUAUUGCGUUACUAUGGCUGGAAAAAGUUCUCCAUUUUGCAUGAUGAGCUGUGGACCACUGUCGCUGAUUUGCUCAAAGAACAGGCCACCAAGAGGAAUAUGACAAUAAAUCACAAGGAAGCGUUUCUAACAAAUAUGCCAAAAUGCUGCGCCCUAGGGUUGCCAUGCUGUCGCACGAGUUUUUGGUAUCAGACUGUACAAAAUACAAUGAAUCGCACACGCAUAUAUGUCUUCUUGGGCUCGGCGAGCUCUCUGGUCGACUUUAUGCUCUCCAUGGAAACGAGCAACUUGUUCCUCAAAGGUGAAUACAUGGUCAUCUUUGUCGAUAUGAUGCCCUAUACACCAAAAGAAGCCGAAAAGUAUUUACGAAAACCGGACCAUGUUGAGGCGAUGAAAGUUUGCCACGAAUCGGAGAGUUUCAAGCAAUUGGCGCGCAGUUUGCUAGUCGUGGCGUCGACGCCACCAACGGACAGUUACGAAAAUUUCACGGCCAAAGUGCGCGAAUACAAUGCAAAGAAGCCGUUCGAUUUUCUUGUGCCAUCGUUAUUUUACAAUAAUAAAUAUCUUAAGUUUGUUUCUAUAUAUGCCGCUUACCUCUAUGAUUCCGUUAAGCUCUAUGCCUGGGCGUUGGAUAAAUUGCUGCGCCAGGAGGAGCGCAUACUGACGGAUGAUGUGAUAUACGAUGUAGCUAGUAAUGGAACUAGAAUAAUUGAGACUAUUAUCAAAAAUCGUACUUAUAGAAGUAUCACUGGUGCAACCAUAAAAAUAGACCAGAACGGUGAUUCCGAAGGAAAUUUCUCAGUACUGGCCUAUAAGCCACACAAACACUACUUUAGUGAUAAUGUAUCCUGUAAUUCUCAUAUGGUACCGGUGGCCUAUUUCCAACAAGGAGAAGAUAUUCCAGAAUACAAACUCAUCAAUGGCUCUGUACGCGUUGACUGGCCAUCGGGAGGUGAUCGUCCUUUCGAUGAACCCAUGUGCGGCUUUGCCAAUGAGCUGUGCAAAAAAGACGAUCGACAUAUCACAUCUGUGGUGGCUGCUGGUGUACUUGGCUUACUGUUAUUCUGUGCGGGUGUCAUCACGAUGAGUAUUUAUCGAAAGUGGAAAAUCGAGCUGGAAAUCGAGGGUCUACUAUGGAAGAUUGAUAUAGGAGAGAUAAAGGGGUACUCUGGGAAUGAUAUCGUCUCAUCGCCAAGUAAGUUGAGCUUAGUGAGUGCCCAAUCGUUUGGAUCGCGUUGCUCAAAUCAAGUAUUCACCUCGACGGCACGCUUACGCGGCGCUGUCGUGCGCAUCAAGGAGUUGAAGUUUCCGCGGAAGCGGGACAUCUCACGCGAAAUAAUGAAAGAAAUGCGUUUGUUGCGCGAACUACGCCAUGAUAACAUAAAUAGCUUUAUUGGGGCUUGUGUGGAGCCGACACGUAUACUACUAGUCACCGAUUACUGUGCCAAGGGCAGUCUGUACGACAUAAUCGAGAAUGAGGACAUCAAGCUGGAUGAUCUGUUCAUUGCCUCACUGAUUCACGACUUAAUAAAGGGCAUGAUAUACAUACACGAUUCGCAGCUGAUGUUCCAUGGAAAUUUAAAAUCAUCGAACUGUGUGGUUACUUCGCGUUGGAUGUUGCAAGUGGCCGACUUUGGAUUGCACGAGUUGAGAAAUUGUGCAGAAAGCGAGUCCAUAGGAGAGCACCAGCACUACAGAAAUCAAUUUUGGAAAGCACCCGAAUUGCUUCGCAAUCCACACAUCUAUGGCACCCAAAAAGGAGAUGUUUACGCAUUUGCCAUAAUUAUGUACGAAAUAGUGAGUCGAAAAGGUCCAUUCGGACAGGUCGCGUACGAGCCAAAGGAGAUUGUAGAUCGGGUAAAAGAGCUGCCGUUAGCCGGCAGCAUACCGUUUCGGCCUGAAUUAGAAUGCAUAAGGGAACAUGAGCUGUGCCCCGACUAUGUGUUGGAUUGUAUAAAAGAUUGUUGGAGUGAGGACCCUGAAAUAAGACCCGAUUUUCCAACUAUACGCAAUCGCUUGAAGAAAAUGCGUGGCGGUAAGACGAAAAAUAUUAUGGACCAAAUGAUGGAAAUGAUGGAAAAGUAUGCCAAUAAUUUGGAGGAUAUCGUUACCGAGCGCACUCGCAUGUUGUGCGAGGAGAAACGCAAAACAGAAGAUUUAUUACAUCGCAUGUUGCCGCGCACCGUGGCGGAAAAGCUGACAAUGGGUCAGGGCGUCGAGCCAGUGUCUUACGAUCUGGUUACUAUCUACUUCAGCGACAUUGUGGGUUUUACUGCUAUGUCGGCAGAGAGUACACCACUGCAGGUGGUGAACUUCUUGAACGAUCUCUACACGGUAUUCGAUCGCAUCAUCCGCGGCUAUGAUGUGUAUAAGGUGGAGACCAUUGGCGAUGCUUAUAUGGUGGUUUCCGGCUUACCAAUCAAGAACGGGGAUCGACAUGCUGGCGAAAUCGCUUCAAUGGCUCUGGAUCUGCUGCAUGCAGUGAAGCAACAUCGCAUAGCACACCGUCCCAACGAAACGCUCAAGUUGCGCAUCGGCAUUCACACUGGUCCCGUGGUUGCUGGUGUAGUUGGUCUGACUAUGCCGCGCUACUGCCUAUUCGGCGAUACAGUAAACACAGCGUCGCGCAUGGAGUCGAACGGAGAGGCGUUAAAGAUACACAUAUCAGGCAAAUGUAAAGAGGCACUUGACAAGCUCGACGGCUAUGUGACCGAGAAACGUGGACUUGUGGCGAUGAAGGGCAAAGGUGAGGUGGUCACAUACUGGCUGACAGGCGCUACAGAGAAGGCAAUACAGCGGAAGCUGGUGGAUAUGACUGAUAUGCCACCGCCACUGUUCUGCCGACCGCGCAAAAGUCCAAAGCUGAAUAGUGACUCACGUCAACCGAGUAUUGUAGGCAUGCACUACUAUGGCGGUGGCUCGCGUCGUACAUCAAUGGUGCCACGCACAGAUGUAGAGUCCAAUUACAGCCUGCAAGGUUCCACAUAUCAUGUGGCACGCGACUCGCCACAUCUGUCGUCGCGUCGUUACGAUCGGCCGUCCCUGAAUGGUAUCGGUGGCAAUAGCAUACCAGAACGCAUGAGCUACUAUGGUGGCUAUGGUGGUGCAGGGGGUGGUGGUGACAGAAGUGGGAGUGUCGGCGAGACUUACACGCUACUGGAGUCAACACGCGCAUCAAACAACACACUGGAGCAUUCCGAAAACGAAACGAACUGUGAUAAUGAGUGCGUGAAUGGGUAUGGUGACGGAGAUAGUGGUGGAGGCAGUGGAAUAAUCAGUCGUGAAAGAAGUGGUAUUGAUGUGGUGAGCAUUAUUGGUAGUACACUGUUGGGAGGUGCACACCGUGCGCCACAUUCCGUUGCUAGCUCACCCAGCCACAAGCCACUUGCCUUGGUACGUCCACAUCGGCGCAUUAUCAGCGAAAAGCUGCCAUCUUCAGCCUCCAUACAAGAGUUCAGUGAUAUCAGUAGGCAUCCGACUGUCGCUCAAACGAUUUUACUGCGUGAAACACGCUCCCUUGAUCCAAUGCCAAUGCAGCUGCGCAAGCGAAACGAGCCUGUCAAACUGCCACCGUCCAAACUUUGUAAGAACAAUUCACGUUCCUUGGAUGCAGUUGCAGCAAUCGGUGCAAAGGAGGACAAAGCAACUGAGUCUGAAAGCGCAAAUAUGAAUGGAGUCGAGUGCGACGAAGUAGAUGAGGUGGGACUGUUGGAUCACCAAGAUGCCACCGCGGACGUAGAUACAAAUAAUCUGGAGGGCGACGACUACGAUGACGAUGUUGGUCUGCUGAUGCGAGAUAAUGGCGGUUUACGAUACGGGCUUAGUAGCAGCCUGCAACCGACUGUAGUGCCUGUGGCAUCCACCCUGCUAAACCGUAGACGCAGUGGUGGCCACGUUAUUACCGUUGGUGGGAGCGGUAUUGUUGGUGGUGCAUUACUACCCUACAAGCACCUGAACAACAACUGCAAUGGUGGCAUGACCAUCGAAGAGGAUGCGCAAUCGCCACUGCUGCAACGACAGGCAUCCCUCACUGGUCCACCCGAUGAAAUACUGGCGCGCACGAAACGUUGGCGCUCCUUGGAGACGCUGGAACAUGCAAACAUUAAUGUAACAACGCUGACGAACGCCAACAGCGGGCGAGGUGUUAUUGGUGGCAUGCCGCAUCUCAGCAGCCACACCGGGCACAAUAGCGUCAGCUACGCUCCCGACAUCGAUGGCAGUCGUGCUUCCGGUUCAACAGCGCCAGGUUCCUCUACAGCGACGCGCAGCGGAAAUACUUUCACUACAUGGAUAUGGCGUAUAAUUCAGGGCAACGUCAAGCGGCCCAAUGAUUCGUCACUGCGGCGCGUAGUGCCGAGUGGGGUGCAUGCCCCGCACGUUUUCACAGACAUGCCGACGACGACGACGGCGCGCACACGCGAUCGGGAGAGUAUUGUGUAGAGUAAGAGUAAGAAUGGAGAAAAAAUCGGGGUUUGUGCAAUAUUGUGCUAGGUGUGGAGGGAACUGAGGGCGCAAAUAGGCGAAAAAGUUGCAUUAAUUUUCUAUGGCGGCGUGCAAAUUUCCUAAUUUACCGUUAGUAGAAAAACAUUUAAUUCACCUGUUUAGUAUUUCCAUACAAACACGGGCGUACAUAAAUUUGCAUUGUAUUUGCAAACUAAAACGAUCAAAAAAUGGGAAUUGUAUGCUAAAAUUUAUUUAACAGUUUUAGUGCUGUACGCGAUUUUGACCUGCGCUUGGCAUUUGCAGGAGAAAAUUGCAGGAGAAAAUUAAUGCAAUUAGUCUCAGGAAAAUACGAUUUUCGAAAAAUCGCUUUUCGAAGAAAUUUGAAUUGAAAAAUUGUAGCUAAACUAAAACAAGAAAUAUUUCUCUUUAGUUAAAUUCUCCCUCUAAAAGCGCUGAGAAGAAGCGAAGCCUCUGCAUAGGCGAGCCAUUUGUGGAUCUUAUUUGUAAAGCAAUGCUUUAUCACAUUUUUCAAAGUAGUGCACCAACAAAAAAUGCACUUUUUCUUAAUACGCACAUACAAGUAAGUGCUAGAAAAAAAUUACGAAGACGCCAACCAACAACGACGCAUUCAGUAGAGUUGCGAUUAUUUACAGGCGGAAAGUGUGGAAUAAGCUCAUAUGUGCAUAUGUAUAUACUGCUGCUAGAGGUUUCUACCAUAUGAUACAUACAGGUAUAUGUAUGUAUGUAUGUACAUGUGAUGGUGAUACAUACACUAUACAUGGAAGUCUUGAAAUUAAAUAUUGAACAUUUUUAAAGUCCUAAGCUGCAGGAUUUGAUCUCAAGCUAGAGUCGUAAACAAUUUUCACUAAAUACAUAAAUUAUAUAUUUUUUGUAUAUAUAUUUCUUCUUUUUCAUAACUUCUUUCGCGUAGUCAAUGAACUCUAAACUCUAAUGCAUUGCAACUAAUGCUCCUUGUCUUUUCUCAUGAAACCCUUAAAUAAUUGGAACUCUACACACACACAAAUGCGCGAGUAUAAGUAGUUAAAAAAUACAAAACAAAAAUUAAAAUACAAUAAUUAAAAAUACAUAACAUAAAUUUAUCUAGUCAGCAGACACCAGACUAGUUUUGGUUACAUUUUUUUAUGUAAAAUAAAAGUAAAUAAUAUGUAUAUUUUUUUUCAAAUCUAAACAACAACAACAAAUGCAUUGAAGCGCCAUAAAUGCUUUCUAGUAGGUAAAAGUGCAGUUAGGAAUAAAAUAAGAACGAGUAAAUAUGCAGCCACAAAAGAGAACAAUAAAAAAAUGUAAAAAAAAACAAAGCACUUGGAAUAUAUUUUGAAAAAGCGACAAAUGUCUUUUUCAAAACCUAUAUAUACAUAUAUAUUUAUAGGACAAUUGUCCCUUAUUGUUAGCUGCAAAAAUCAUAAGACUUCUUCACCAAACAAAAUACAUUUUAAUUUAAUUUAAAAAAGAAAACUUAGUUUUUAAUGAUAAGCGGAGUUGAACUAAAAAUGUUAAAAAUGCUAUAAAAAGUAAAUCAAAAACGUAAAAUGUAUGUAAAAAAUUAAUGUGAACUAUUUUAAUAAGUGUGCAUGUAUGUGUGUAUGUGUGUCAGUAUGCACGUGUAUAUGUGUGUAUGUUGUAAACGUGAAAGUAAAAAUAGUAAUAAUUAUUUUGUAAAAAGUAACGAAAUGCCUAGGCUGCGUUUUUAAAAGGUGCAGUGUGUGUGUGCGUGUGUGAUGACGUGCUUGGGCGCAUAAUUAAAGUAUAUAUAUAUGUAUAAAUGUAUUUAAAACGUAAUUUAAAUAAAUGGUAAAUAUUAUUUCAUACUAAUUUAGUAGCUGAACAAAUUUUUUGCAAACAAAAAUCAAUCCAAAAUGGAUUAUCAUUAAAAUGUAUUGUAUUCAGUUCGCACAUACAUACACAUACUUGAAUAGCUAAUCUAUAUGUAGUGACUAUUAAACUGUUAACAAACCCAUAAACUCUAUGUAUAUUUAUGUAAGUGUAAAGCUAGUUAAGUUGUUUUUGUAAAAAUUACCGCUCUUCCUAAAAACAAAAGAAAAAUUACGUCAAUUUUUGAAAAAUUAUUAAAAUAAGUAAUUUGUAUGGCAUUGCUUUGCGCAGCCUUGCGUGUGACCCUGCCACCAAACGCUGCAGCAAGCAAUUUACAUGCAUACAAAUGUACAGUUGUUGUAAUGACGCAUGUGAUUAGCUGGGCUUGCGCGCUUGCGCCAAUAUAACCGGGCGCACGCCAUUUGAGUGCCGCUGUGAAAAGUCUUAGUAAAUGCAAAUUAAAAUUUUAUUAGCCAAAUCGCGCAUCUAUUAAAAAACAAAACCAAAAAUAACAAAUAAACUCUUUGAAAAAAAAAAAAUUGAAUUUCGCUAUAAUGAAUACCUUCAAACGCUUUUUGUAUGUGGAACCCAAUAAGCUGCUUGUGCUCAAGGAGCGUGCAAGCGCUUCACAAAGCUAGCAAGCAAAAGCAAAAACAAAAAAUGGCACCUAGCAUGCAAAAUAAUUUUCUAAGAAAUCAAAGAAAGAAACAUAUCUUCGAAAACUGCAUACUUUCUGCCUUCGCAUUUGUUAGCACAACGAAAAUCAAAAUUUUCUGGUAGUCCACUUUCAUGGCCACAAUCUGUCUGUCCAUGCAUUAGUCACUUUGCGCUCUGUGUAAAUGUUGUAAAUCCUCUUCUUCUUUGUUUUUUUUUUUUUGUUUGUAUGUAGUAGCUAAAAUAUUGUGUGACAAAUGUAAUUUAAAUGCAUAUUUAAUAUUCAUAUUUCGUGUGUUUGAAAUGUACGUUAUUGUUGUCUAGUUUUAAUAAAGAGAAAUAUUUAAAUCAACCAACAAAAUGAAAAUAUUGAAGUAAAACAAGCAAAUUUUGUCUCAGAAAUCAAAGGCGUUUGAGUUGAAUUUAGCAAGAUCAGAAUCAGAAAAGCUAUAAAAUCCAUAAAUAAAUACUAUUUAAUAAGCGUUUUAGCAAAUACAAUAUACAAAAAAAAAACAAAAACAAGAAAAGGAAACGAAAUCUAUAAAUAUGUAUGUAUAGCCAUUUGUAUUGUCUGUUGUUGUAGUUAAUAAGUGUUUAUGUGCACUUCUGUGUCUCAUUUAAUUAGCUGUGAGCUAACACCUAGCUUACACACAUACACAUACACAUAUUUAACACACACACAAAACAUAUACAAAAGGAGCAAAACAUAAAAACGAAACUACCUACAAUUUUAUGAUAAAAAGUGUAUAAUAAUAGCGAAAAAUUUGAUUAUUUGUAUGUGAGACGCACAGGAGCAAACAAAUUGAGUUACUAUUGAAGCAAAUGAAAAUAUAUAAAUUCAUGUUGAUGCAGAAAAAAAUCAAAA
This is a messenger RNA of Anastrepha obliqua, 10195 nucleotides long. RefSeq names its product receptor-type guanylate cyclase Gyc76C-like. The record is from RefSeq and is a predicted model, not a curated record. The transcript is spliced from 17 exons. The coding region runs from base 1924 to 6840 and encodes 1638 amino acids. Lineage: Eukaryota; Metazoa; Arthropoda; Insecta; Diptera; Tephritidae. Gene Ontology annotation, biological process: cGMP biosynthetic process; protein phosphorylation; receptor guanylyl cyclase signaling pathway. Gene Ontology annotation, molecular function: protein kinase activity; guanylate cyclase activity; ATP binding.